AUGUACCAACAGCCACCACCCCAAGCCCAAGGGUAUCCGGCUCCGCCACAGCAAGGGUACCAACAGCCACCACCCCAAGCCCAAGGGUAUCCUCCGCCACAGCAAGGGUACCAACAGAAUGCACCUCCUCCCCAACAAGGGUACCCUCCACCUCAACAGGGCUACCCUCCACCACAGCAAGGGUACCAACAAAAUGCACCUCCACCUCAACAAGGGUAUCCUCCUCCGCAACAGGGGCAAGCUCCACCGCCGCCACAACAAGGUUACCAACCAAAUGCACCUGUUGCAGCAGCUCCACCACAGCAAGCACCCCCUCCACCACAAUCCGGUCACGUACCGCCGCCACAACAAGGACAGGCACCUUCUCAGCCCCCAAAUCCUCCACCAGGUGCUGGUAAUGUCGAUCUCCCGGGAGGUACUGACGAAAAGGAUGAAAAUGGGAUUGGAGAUGAAGAUAAGGGCGAUAUUCCAGUCGAUAGUAUGGAGGCUGUGACGGGAUAUGAUGCUAUGGAUAGUAUGAUCCCACCCCUCCUGUUUAUGAAGAAUAUGUGGAGCCCCCACCCCCAGACUUCACUGCACAAAUGCCGAUGGUGA
This is a messenger RNA of Strongylocentrotus purpuratus (purple sea urchin), 594 nucleotides long. Its product is annotated as annexin A7. The transcript has 3 exons. The record is from RefSeq and is a predicted model, not a curated record. NCBI's taxonomy places the organism in Eukaryota, Metazoa, Echinodermata, Echinoidea, Camarodonta, Strongylocentrotidae. Bases 1 to 594 code for a protein of 197 amino acids.